Galeopterus variegatus (Sunda flying lemur) is the source of this 1641-nucleotide messenger RNA. RefSeq names its product glycerophosphodiester phosphodiesterase domain containing 1 (gene GDPD1). Gene Ontology annotation, biological process: glycerophospholipid catabolic process; N-acylethanolamine metabolic process. Gene Ontology annotation, cellular component: endoplasmic reticulum membrane. Gene Ontology annotation, molecular function: phosphatidylcholine lysophospholipase A1 activity; phosphoric diester hydrolase activity. Lineage: Eukaryota; Metazoa; Chordata; Mammalia; Dermoptera; Cynocephalidae. Bases 35 to 979 code for a protein of 314 amino acids. The transcript is spliced from 10 exons. The record is from RefSeq and is a predicted model, not a curated record.
CCGGAGGUGGGAGGCUUCCCCCACGGGGCCUGAGAUGUCGUCCACCAUGGCGGUUUACCUUCUCUCUACCUUGGGAGGGUACUUGGUGACUUCAUUCUUGUUGCUUAAAUACCCGACCUUGCUGCACCGGAGAAAGAAGCAGCGAUUCCUCAGUAAGCACAUCUCUCACCGCGGAGGUGCUGGAGAAAAUGUGGAGAAUACAAUGGCAGCCUUUCAACAUGCAGUUUCUGUUGGAACUGAUAUGCUAGAAUUGGACUGCCAUAUCACAAAAGAUGAACAAGUUGUAGUGUCACAUGAUGAGAAUCUAAAGGAAUCAACUGGAGUCAAUGUAAACAUCUCUGAUCUCAAGUACUGUGAGCUUCCACCUUACCUUGGCAAACUAGAAGUCACAUUUCAAAGAGCAUGCCAAAGUGAAGGAAAAGAUAAGCGAAUUCCAUUACUGAAGGAAGUUUUUGAGGCCUUUCCUAACAUUCCCAUUAACGUCGAUAUCAAAGUCAACAACAAUGUGCUGAUUAAGAAGGUUUCAGAGUUGGUGAAGCAGUAUAAACGAGAACACAUAACAGUGUGGGGUAAUGCCAGUUAUGAAAUUGUAGAAAAGUGCUACAAAGAGAAUUCAGAUAUUCCUCUGCUUUUUAGUCGACAACGUGUUCUGCUCAUUCUAGGCCUUUUCUUCACUGGUCUCUUGCCCUUUGUGCCCAUUCGAGAAGAGUUUUUUGAAAUCCCAAUGCCUUCUGUUGUAUUCAAGCUAAAAGAAUCAGAGACCAUGUCCAGAAGUCAAAAGUUUUUCAUCUGGCUUUGUGAUACCCUACUAAUGAGGAAAGCUUUAUUUGACCACCUCACCGCCCGAGGCAUUCAAGUGUAUGUUUGGGUAUUAAAUGAAGAAAAAGAAUACAAAAGAGCUUUUGAUUUGGGAGCAACUGGGGUGAUGACAGAUUAUCCAACAAAGCUUAAGGAUUUUUUACAUAAUUUUUCAACAUAGAAAAAGAUGUACUCAGAAGCUUUCAGAGAAAAUACGAAAAGACCUAAGGAAAAAAAAAAUGUCAUCAUCACUCUAAGCCAUUUCCAGAAUGGUAAAAGGUUUAAUCAGUUAAGUUUUUAUUACCUCAUUUUUAAGCCUGUAUGAGAACGUAGAAACUAUAUAUUGUAUAUUUAUUUUAAGUAAUCUUGCAUAGUCUACAUUUGUAAAUUGUUUAGAAAGAUAACUGGUUAUGAGAUAUAAGUAGGAGAUUAUUGAUCAAGAUUUUUGUAUGUGCACCAAGAUCAAGGGUUCAGAUCCCUGUACCAGCCAACAAAACAAAACAAAACAAAAAAAAAAAAGAUUUCUGUAUAUGAUGUGGUAUUAUACUACCUGUAUUAUAAGUAAUUCUGAAAUCAAAGGCUAUUGAAUAAAUUUGGCAUUAGCUUUAACUGGAAUGAGAUCAACUAAUUAGUAAAAGAAAAUUAUUGAAGACUAUUACAGCUAUUCUGCAUUAUUUUAUUAUUUCUAUGUAUGUCUUAGUUAAAGGGGAAAAAUACAGUGGAAGAAGAGCUUGGAAAUCAGUGAUGUAGUUAUCUGGAAAGUUAUACAUUGUUAACAGAAGUCAGGCUCAAGGAAAAACUGAAAGUUUAUUACUUGAUCAGAAAUAAAAUCUGUAGACUGAU